Aspergillus nidulans FGSC A4 is the source of this 726-nucleotide messenger RNA. RefSeq names its product TRAPP subunit TRS31. The transcript has 2 exons. Gene Ontology annotation, cellular component: Golgi apparatus; TRAPP complex; endoplasmic reticulum. Lineage: Eukaryota; Fungi; Ascomycota; Eurotiomycetes; Eurotiales; Aspergillaceae. Gene Ontology annotation, biological process: Golgi vesicle transport. The coding region runs from base 1 to 726 and encodes 241 amino acids. The record is from RefSeq and is a predicted model, not a curated record.
AUGUCGCACCCCCCACGACGCUCCUCAAUGCUCUCAAUGAGCAGCAGCGUACAAACAGCUACGCCGACGGAAAAGCAACUCGCGCAACAACCACAGAUCCAAACACCAACACAAACGAACCCUGGUCUGCGCGUCCCUUCCAACCGCAAAACAAUAUACGACAGACACCUUAACCGCAGUCGGAAUGCCGAGUCCAGCCGCGCCAGCUUUGCAUUCUUAUUCGGGGAGAUGGUCACGUUAAACGAACAAGGCUACCCGCUCGGCCUUCGUCUCCUCGACCUCCUCUUCUACCGCACAAUGUCCAGCAGCUCCUCCUCCGCCCUAUCCAGCUCCUCAACGUCCGCAUCACCGCCUAAUCGACCGCUUCGCAUCCUACCCCUUCUACAUCUCAUUCACGGACCCCUUUGGCGACUCCUAUUCAACCGUCCUGCGGACGCCCUUGAGCACUCAGUGUCACCAGAUACGCCGAACGAGUACAUGAUUACAGAUAAUGACCCGCUUGUUAAUACGUAUAUCAGUGUACCAAAGGAGAUGAACCAGCUGAACUGUGCCGCGUUUGUCGCGGGGAUCAUUGAGGGUGUUUGUGAUGGAUGUGGGUUUGAGGCGAAGGUUACGGCGCAUAAUCAGCCGACGGAAAUGUGGCCCAGCCGGACUAUCUUCCUAUUACGUUUUGGGGAGAGUGUCAUGGAGCGAGAAAAGGUGUUGGAGCGGGCGGGUGUCAAAUAA